Jatropha curcas is the source of this 1425-nucleotide messenger RNA. RefSeq names its product FANTASTIC four-like protein (DUF3049) (gene FAF3). NCBI's taxonomy places the organism in Eukaryota, Viridiplantae, Streptophyta, Magnoliopsida, Malpighiales, Euphorbiaceae. The record is from RefSeq and is a predicted model, not a curated record.
AGAUUAAGAAUUGAAUAUUUCAAGUGGUGCGAGGCCCCCCUUUCCUCUCUCUGCCUCACUACUUGUGUCGCUCGCUCCGCUUUUCGGAGACUACAAAUUCACAGCCUGACCCUCACUUAUCUUUCAUGUUCCAUCUCUUCUCUUAUUUCCUUCUCCUUAUUUUUCUCUCCCGAUAACCAAAAAUCUCUUCUACUUCAACAUCAAACCUUGACUCCUCUGCUUUCCUCUGUUUUUGCUCUGCCUCCAUAUACUUCUGUGGAGGAGUUCUUUUACUGCUGCUUCUUUUUAUUUUAUUUUAUUUCUUUGAUUUUGAUUUCUAAUAUUGUGUAUUACGUAAAUUGUUUAUUACAAUGGCAACUGUAGUUUAUCAAGGUUUACAAUCUUGUCUUGAAUCUCAACUUGUAGAGUCAAGAACAUUGAGGCUUAGAUUAUCUUCACCUAAACCUCAAUUCUAUGAAUCUCUUGAAUUAGCCUUAAAAACUUGUUCUUUAGAGUCUAACACCAAAGAACUUAGUGAAAAGCGCCAUGAAGAAGAAAAACAUAAAUCUGAUAUGGGUGGGUGGAGCUUUCUCCAAGUUUUAUCAGACACUAGUGUAAGUAAAAAAGAACCAUUAAUGGAGAAAGAGAAGAAUACAUAUGUCCAUCCUCUAAUGAAGCGUUACCCAUCAACGCUUAGUGAGAAGAGCUUGGAAUUAUGUACCGAAAAUUUGGGAAGUGAAAGUGGUACUGAUAUUGUUGAUGACAGCAUUUUCUCAUUGUCUUCUUCGCUGGAGUCAGAAGAAGAAGAAGCAAUAGUAAAUUGUCAAACAAGGGAGCAACAAAAUCCUCAUCAACUUUUGGGAGCUAAGAAAGCGAAUUCUCGUAGUUUUCCGCCUCCCUUGACAACGAUGAGUGGAUCGGAAUUUCUUCGAGUUAGGUCCCACCGGGAAGAUGGAAGGUUAAUAAUCAAGGCUGUGAAGGCCCCAUUACCACCAGCUUAUUUCCAAGCUGAAAGAAGCCAUGGCCGCCUUCGACUAAGUUUUGUCAAAGAUGCUGCGUCUAAAUUUGACUCUUUUGGAGAAGUAGCUUCAGCUUCCAAAGAAGAAAAUAGGCAGACAGAAAAUGACGUGAAUUAUGAUGAAGAAGAAGAAAUGGAAGAGGAAUUUGAAGAAGAAGAAGAAGAAGAAGAAGAGGAGGAAUUUGAAACAGAGGAAGGAAAUGUUUCCUUCUGUGAUGGAAAAGAAGGGGUGGAAGGAAAUCAUUUGACAAAUGUUGUUGGGGCUGAAAUGGGAAGGCCAAGCAGGUGCAAAGAAGGUGAAGUAGUACUAGACAAUAAUAAAGGAUUGUUAAAUUGGGAGACUUUUUGGGUGGCUACUUCUUAAAGUUUUAUUUUGGAUCUCUCUUUUUUUUCUCUAUUACUAGAAUCAAUUUUUACAAUUCUUGGUU